Molecule: messenger RNA, 3364 nt
Organism: Hypomesus transpacificus
Lineage: Eukaryota; Metazoa; Chordata; Actinopteri; Osmeriformes; Osmeridae
Gene: nkain4
Product: sodium/potassium transporting ATPase interacting 4
Exons: 8
Coding region: 334-1041 (235 amino acids)
Biological process (GO): regulation of sodium ion transport
Source: RefSeq, a predicted model, not a curated record
AACCCCAUCUACCCCAUGCUCCCCCCUCUUCCCAACAUACACUCGCGCGCAUACACGCACGCUGGACUCGAUCUACCUAGUUAACUCAACUUCGCCGCGACUACCGGAGACUACCAAAACCUCGGCCCAGCACCUAGACACACACACAAAGCAACCAACAGAAGGGGAGGAGAAAAUUAUGGGACGCUGGUGCCUGGAGCUUACACUCUUCAUACAGGACCUUGUCUAGAAUCGCUCAUAGUAGGGAGAGCUCCGGUGUAGCUAUUGUCACCCGCCGCGACACAAGGUCUCUUGUCCCCUGUGUUUCAAGAUUGCAAUUUUGAUUUUAACACAAUGGGGUGCUGUAGUGGCCGGUGCACGCUCAUCUUUAUUUGCACGUUCCAGUUGAUGGUGGCGUUGGAGAGGCAGGUGUUUGACUUCCUGGGCUACCAGUGGGCUCCCAUCCUGGCCAACUUCUUCCACAUCAUCAUCGUUAUACUGGGACUCUUUGGCACCAUCCAGUACCGGCCACGCUACAUUGUGGUGUACACUGUGUGGGCUGCUCUCUGGGUGGCCUGGAAUGUCUUCAUCAUCUGUUUCUACCUGGAUGUGGGAGGCCUUUCCAAGGACAGCGACCUGCUGACAUUCAACAUCUCGGCCCACCACUCGUGGUGGAGUGAGCACGGCCCGGGGUGUGUGAGGAAGGAGAUGUCCCAGCCAGGCGUGCGCACUGCCGACAGCCAGUCCUACAUCUCCGUCAUGGGCUGCCUCAUGGACUACCAGUACAUAGAGGUCGUACACAGCAGCACCCAGAUCCUCAUAGCGCUCCUGGGCUUUGUGUAUGCCUGUUAUGUUGUCAGCGCCAUUACUGAGGAGGAGGACAGCUUCGAUUUUAUUGGGGGAUUUGACCCAUUCCCUCUGUACCAUGUCAAUGAGAAACCAUCUCACCUCCUGUUAAAGCCCAUGUACCUCAGGGAUAAACAGCAGGUCUACGUAAAUGAGGCCGUGUCCAGGAGGGAGCUGACACAGCAGGUUCUCAUGGACACAAAACGGCUGCUCUGACCCGGUCCUAGAGUGCACCAGGGAACACCAGACAUUCCUCCAUUCCAUAACUUCAUCUUUUCAGUACAUUCAACGUGUUAGAUUUGCUGGUGCGCUGCCGGGAGAACCCUGUACCUCCAUGUUUAGUGGGAACGUAGGGAGGGCCGGGGGGAUUUAACCACAGUGUAACAAUGACGUGUUGUGUUGUUUCAUUAGAAUAAAUACAUAUUUUAUUUACCCUGCAUUACAAAUGUUAUCAGACAGGGACCUGGUAAAUCCAUUAGACUCUUAGAGGGUGAUAAAUGUGUACAGCUCAGCACUCCUGCGCUGAGACUGUCUAGGCUGCUGGACUGGCUGUGGUUCAGCAUGUUAUUGUUGGUUGGACUCAGAUUAUCACUGUAAAGCUGAAUUGCAGUGGAGGUUGUGGAAUGAGCCUUUUGUGUGCUGACUGGCUGUUUACUUUAGGCUAGGGCCUACACACGGAAAUACACAAGCAGGGCAGGAAGAGGGGGGAGGGUGAAGGAGUUUGUUUGUGGGGACGCUGUCAAAAAAUAGAACCUCGGUAAGAAAUUACUAAAAUGACUGCAAACUAACCAUCAGGAAUACUCAGUUUUAGAGAGUUAAUGUAUAACAGUACCAGGCACAAGCCCCCCUUUCAGGGUUAUCGACCUGCUGGGACUCAUUUAUCCAUGCCAGAAGCAGUAUUUUAUCAUUAAGAGUUGAUGGAUUUGGGAUACACGUGUCCAUAUAGUGUGCAAAGUUUUGUUCAUGUUAUACUUUGGCUGGUGGCUAACUGGGUUGGCUCUGGGGAGAUGGCCAAAUUGUAAGAACUACCCAGACCAACUGUUCUUUUCAAUUUACAAACCUAUGUGAUCUGAUUGUGUAGCUACCGUCCAUAUUGCACACAAAUACAUUUAAUUGAGUGUAAAUUAGUGUUAAUUGUAUGUCAUUAUAAAAGUAGCAAAAGUAUAGCAGAACCAACAAAUAAGAUAAACAAACACAAUCAUUUCAUUAUCAUAGAUUUGCCUCUGAUAUUUUCCUGAUUACGCAUGUUUUUAGAGGUUUUAUAUGAUACAAUGUGUGUGUAUACUUUACAUAGACAUAACUUGUAAAUGCAAUUCACAAAACAUGGAUGGGGACAUGUUCUAAUGUAGCUGGAAGAUCUGCUGCAUAUAAAAGCAUUUGUCAUGUAUUGACCAAUCGGUGACAUCCUUUCGGUGGUCUGAGCCAGUAACUUCUCCAAACACUUGACCGUCCCUUAUUGCCUUACUGCUUAUGUAAGUCACUACUGCCCCCUAGUGCUCAGUUUGAUGAUGUAAAGUUAAAAAGGCUACUGACAUUUUAUUUUAUGAAAAUGUAAUCUUUUUAUUUUACCAUACUUAUUUGUUUAUGAUUUUUAUAUAAUAAGUCAGUCUGUGGACAGUUAUGAAUGUUGUCUCUAGGUGUGCUGAUCAUUGGCUGGACCUCUGCAGUCUUUAAUGUCUCUGCAUGUGUCUGAUUGUUCUUUAGACCCACUCAGUCUUACUCCUGAUACCAUUCAGAAACACAUAGGGCUUCAUCUACAUCUUUUUAGUUCAACCCCUGUAAUUAAAUUGACAAUGCAAUGUUUCAGCUGUGAUAUGAAUGCAAUGGUUAGCCUUUUUUAAUCAAAGCUAUGCUUUUUACUUCAUCAAAGGGUCCUUGAACAGAGGACAUGAGAAGCAUACUGUUUGGUUGUUCUUUGUCUAAACACCUGCGGUAAACAUCCAUGUGUGAUGGUCAGUUGUGUUCACUGCCAAAGCUUCUCGUCUAGACUGAAAGUUUGAAAAUCACUGAUGUAUUCCAACUUGCUUAAUUGACCUUUAUGGUGACUUGUCACUGUGAAGAUUGUUAACUUCGGCUCAAACACAAAUUUAACACAUUGUAAUGUACAUAUAUUUUAGUUAACUGGCAAGCAACUGUAGGUGUUUGGGGUCAAAAUGUCACAUUUAUAUGUGCAAUAUUAAUGUUGCAACAACUAAUAGGUCUAUCAAUACUUUCAUUAAAUGUUUAUGGCCAUGGUUAUUACUAAGUAGCAAACACUAGCCCUAUAAUCUUGCCAAAUAUUAGAGAUCCUUGAACAGUCCCAUGUAUCAACACAGGUAAACUUGGAAUCCAGCUCAUCCAUGCAAACUGAAACAGCUACAGUGUAGUUGGGAUGGUGGUUGAGGACUGGGUAUAACUGAAAAUAAAUUCCUCGUUUGUAGGUCAUUCUGUUCCAUUGUAUAGGACUCUCUCCUAUGUUUAAUGUCCUCUGUAGUCCCAGAUCCAUGUGAUCCAGUGGUGUAAUCCGAUUUGGCCAACACAGUGAUUUGCGUUAAUGUAA